Molecule: messenger RNA, 2178 nt
Organism: Melozone crissalis (California towhee)
Lineage: Eukaryota; Metazoa; Chordata; Aves; Passeriformes; Passerellidae
Gene: KLF3
Product: KLF transcription factor 3
Exons: 7
Coding region: 188-1234 (348 amino acids)
Biological process (GO): regulation of transcription by RNA polymerase II
Molecular function (GO): DNA-binding transcription factor activity, RNA polymerase II-specific; RNA polymerase II cis-regulatory region sequence-specific DNA binding
Source: RefSeq, a predicted model, not a curated record
CCGGCCUCGCGCCUCGGUCCCACCGGAGCGCCCCUGCUGCCCAUCGCGACCCCCGGCGCUGCGGGAGCCGACGGAAAAUCGCGGCGCGUUCCGCACCGCCUGCCGAGCAAAUCCAGAUAAAAAGAAGUAUUUGGCUGCACCGUUUUGGACAGAAACUCAGAGGCAUCAGAACAGGUGAAUAAAAAAGAUGCUAAUGUUUGACCCAGUCCCUAUCAAGCAAGAAGCCAUGGAACCUGUUUCAGUGUCAUACCCAUCCAAUUACAUGGACCAAAUGAAGCCAAACAAAUACGGCGUCAUUUAUUCUACACCAAGUAUGUUGCACAAUAAAUUCUACUCCAGCUCUGAAGGACUAUCAAAUGGGAUCCAGAUGGAGCCAGUGGACCUUACAGUAAAUAAACGGAGCUCGCCGCCUUCAACUGGAAGUUCUCCUUCCCCACUGAAAUUUCAGACUGUGCACAGGAGAAGUUCACCUGGAUUGACUCUGUCCUCCCCCAGCUCACCUCUCAGUAAAUUCACACCGUCACCCCCAGGAGUGCAGCCUCUUUCCAUGCCAAUAACAAUCCCUCCUGUAAUGGCCGCUGCUCUCUCACGCCAUGGACUCAGGAGCCCUGGGAUACUCCCGGUCAUACAGCCUGUUGUGGUCCAGCCAGUUCCUUUCAUGUAUGCUCCCCAUCUCCAGCAGCCCAUCAUGGUGUCCACAGUUCUCCCAGAUGAUAUGGAAACUCCAAGUAGCAUGCAAGUGCCUGUCAUUGAGUCUUACGAGAAGCCCACACUGAAGAAAACAAUCAAAGUAGAGCCAGGAAGUGAACCAUCAAAGACUGACUUCUAUCCUGAACAAAUGUCACCUCCAAUGAUGACCUCAUUGUCUCCUCAGCAAGUAAUGUUGCAAGAGAAUCACCCUUCAGUUAUAGUUCAGCCAGGAAAGAGACCUUUACCUGUGGAAUCCCCAGACACACAACGAAAACGCAGAAUACAUCGAUGUGAUUAUGAAGGCUGCAACAAGGUCUACACUAAAAGCUCCCACCUGAAAGCUCACCGAAGAACCCAUACAGGAGAAAAACCGUACAAAUGCACUUGGGAGGGGUGCACGUGGAAGUUUGCUCGUUCUGAUGAACUGACGCGGCAUUUCCGCAAGCACACAGGAAUCAAACCCUUCCAGUGUCCAGACUGUGACCGCAGCUUUUCUCGCUCGGACCAUCUCGCUCUUCACAGGAAACGCCACAUGCUAGUCUGAAUGUCUUCUCUCCCUGACUCCUGCCACACUUUUUUGUUUUUUACACAUGCAUUUUAAUUUGGAUUCAGCUGGUCUGGAUCUCUGAGUUUAUACCAUUAAAAGCUUACGUAUGGUCAGUAACAGAUGUUAUCUAACCCUUCUAUGUCCUUGCCACGGGUCAGACCUAAAGAAUGUGAACACUUCUUUUUUUUCUUCUGGGGAUGCUAAGCAAACCCUUUCUGCAUUCAGUAUGUUUAUUGUAUUUCAUUUGUGAAUAAGGGAAUUUUUAAACUAACAGCUUUUGUUGUUUUCUUCAUAUAAUCAACCCAGCAUAUACUGAUAAAAUAGUAAAUGUUAUUGAAUAUCCGAAAUGCUAGUCCUUGCCAGAGACUAUUAUUUAUGUGCCCCGUAAGGGAUACACUCUCAUUUUAUGCUCAACAAUGCAAUGAAUGGACUUUACCAGCUGUGUUGAUUUCUGCAGUGUGGUUCAUACAACAGUUUUAGGAAGACACCUGAUUUAGAAAUCCCCUCUGCCCAAACAGUGAGUAAUACUGAGGAAAUAAAUCUAAACAGUGUAAUUGCUUUACAGAAGGAUUGAGUCAUAGUAUCAUUUACCCCAGUCAAGAAGAAAAAUGGGCAGGAAUUGGUCCGUACACAAUACUGUGCAUCUAAACCAAUGCCAUCUGUCAUCUGUAUAAUAGUGUAGUAUAUAUCCUUGUUUUUCUUGCAUAAUGCCCCAGUGGAUUUGUUAAAGGAAGACUUUGUGUGACUCUGUAUGUCUGGUUUCUGUGCAAGUGUAUGGAUGGAACGGCUUGAAGCUGAGUCAGGGGUUUACCAUCAGGAAGUUCUUCACCCAGAGAGUGGUUGGGCACUGGAACAGGCUUCCCAGGGAAGUGGUCACAGCACCAAGCCUGUCUGAGUUAAGCAUCUGGACAAUGCUCUCAGGCACAUGGUGUGACUUUUGG